UUUUUUUAGGAGUCCGAUGUUUAGCCGGAUGUGUGCGACGUAGAACAUACGACUUACGACGUCGCACACUCAGCUUCCAUACCACCACGUUCCUUACUAAUUAUUUCGGAAUAGACUGACUGGUUUACUGGGUGGUGUUUCUAUUUUAUUAAAGUAAAUUAUAUCAAAAUGGCUACGGACUCCUGGGCACAGGCAGUUGAUGAGCAAGAAGCUGCAGCAGAAUCGCUGGGGAAUCUUCAAUUAAAAGAGAAGCCAGGAGAAAAUGGCAUGUUGGCAGGCGCAGCCGAUUUUAGCAACACAGCUCCUAAACCCGCAUCUGAUGGAGAAACGAAGAAUGCAGAAGACGACGACAGCGAGAAUAAAGCAGCGCAGUCGCUGUUAAACAAACUGAUCCGGAAUAAUCUUGUCAAUACAACGAAUCAAGUGGAAGUUCUUCAGAAGGAUCCUAAUUCUCCACUCUACUCUGUAAAGUCUUUUGAAGAAUUGCGUCUUAAACCUCAGCUGCUUCAAGGAGUUUAUGCAAUGGGUUUUAACAGACCAUCUAAAAUCCAGGAAACGGCUUUACCCAUGAUGCUGGCAGAGCCUCCACAGAAUCUGAUUGCUCAGUCACAGUCAGGGACGGGAAAGACGGCUGCUUUUGUACUGGCCAUGCUCAGCCAUGUUGACCCCAAUAAUAAAUUUCCUCAGUGUCUGUGUGUGUCGCCCACUUAUGAGCUGGCGCUCCAGACUGGCAAGGUGAUCGAGCAGAUGGGCAAAUAUUACCCUGAAGUCCAGUUGGUUUAUGCCAUCAGAGGAAAUAAAUUGCAGCGAGGUAUGAAACUACAGGAACAAAUAGUCAUCGGCACGCCUGGUACCAUGCUGGACUGGUGCAGCAAGUUCAAGUUUAUAGAUCCAAAGAAGAUCAAAGUGUUCGUUCUGGAUGAAGCCGACGUCAUGAUCGCCACGCAGGGUCACCAGGACCAAAGUAUACGAAUCCAGAGGAUGCUGCCUAAAAACUGCCAGAUGUUGCUGUUCUCUGCUACAUUUGAGGAGUCCGUCUGGAGCUUUGCUCAGCGCAUUGUUCCCGAGCCCAACAUCAUCAAACUGAAGAGGGAGGAGGAGACUCUGGACACCAUCAAACAGUAUUAUGUGCUGUGUAACAGCAAGGAGGAGAAGUUUGAAGCUCUGUGUAACAUCUACGGCGCCAUCACCAUCGCUCAGGCCAUGAUCUUCUGUCAUACGAGGAAGACUGCUGGUUGGUUGGCUGGAGAGCUGUCCAGAGAAGGUCACCAGGUGGCGCUGCUCAGUGGAGAAAUGCAGGUGGAGCAGAGGGCGGCCGUCAUUGAACGCUUCAGAGACGGAAAGGAGAAAGUCCUGGUGACGACAAAUGUUUGCGCUCGAGGCAUUGAUGUCGAACAGGUUUCAGUGGUAAUCAAUUUUGAUUUGCCGGUCGACAAAGACGGUAACCCCGACAACGAGACCUACCUGCACAGGAUUGGGCGCACGGGUCGAUUUGGGAAGAGAGGACUGGCCAUCAACAUGGUGGACAGCAGGAUGAGCAUGAACAUCCUCAACAGGAUCCAGGAGCAUUUCAAUAAGAAGAUUGAAAAAUUAAACACUGAUGAUCUGGAUGAAAUUGAGAAAAUUGCCAGCUAAAGGAGAUUCCCCCCUCACCCCGUUUGCUCUCUGAGGACAUUUUGCUUCUAGAGUGUUUUAUGCUUUUAUUUUUUUUUAUUUUUAGCGACUGGAGAAAAGAGCAAAACCACACUCACAGUAAAAGUUUACACGUGGAUGCGUCUCUUCUGACAGAUGUUUGCUUUUUUAAAUUCUGCCCCGUUUCACUCUUUGUACUACUUUGAAUAAAAUGUUUGAGUUUAUUGUUGCGUUCUGUGAGGCGGUUAAAGCAGGCAGACCCCCAAACCCUCUUAAAGGUUUUCUUCGUGCAGCUUUGGCUGAAAUCUGCAUAGAAAAUAUGCUUUUUAUGUGCCACCAAAUUAUUUCAUUUACAAAAACGUAAUGUGAUUGAAUGUAACUGAAUCAAGGGGGACUGUUCAAUGCUUUCAUUGUGCUCUGUCACAACUCCCAGACGCCAGUGCAAAGGGUGAAGUUGGGUUUUACUGCCCUGAGUGGGUUUCUGAUGGUUUUAUGGGUCUAUGCAAACUUUAAAAAAACUAUCAACCUGUAAUCAACGUGACACAAAUUAAUGCUGAGAUAUAAACCUCAUCUUUAGUAUCAGGGUGUGUGGAUCAAAUUGCCAAAAGAAAUGGAAAAGGCUGCGUAAAGACACCAUGCUAACUACAAAUCAUAAAAAUGUUUUAGCCACUUCAGCCAUUUUUAUCUUUUUCUUUUGUCACUCAUAAAAACUCAUUUUACCUCAAACGGAUCACCAAGAAUUUUUCUGUGUCUCAUGUUUUCUUCAUCAGGAUUUCCACUUUAAUUUAAGUAAACUUCAUUGUUCCGUCACCCAAAAAAACGCAAGGCCUUCCUCAAGUGCAUUAUAUACAGAUAUGGUUUUGUUACUGCUAUAAAACAUUGGUUUCAUACUCUGGAAGACUUGAAAUUUUGAUUAUACAUUGAAAUCUAAGUGACUUUAGGAUGUGUUUGAUUCUCUUCUGAAACCAAAUGCUGAAUUGACUUGAGGACCUAUGCUAAUCAGAUUAGCUGUGUUGCUCCAACACAGUCAGAAACGGGAUACUUGUACUUGUGUACAUAUAAUUUUUACGUCAAAAGGAGUGGAAUUAUUUUUCCCAGCACUUCUGAGAAGUGCAAAAAGCACUCCUCUGGGUUUCGUUUUGACGGCAUCAAUCAGAAAAACCUCACAUUGGUUGGUUCGCUUAGGGAGUGUGGUUUUGAAAAUGACGGCCGCCGUCUCCACUGAGCCUGCGAUGAACCUCAUACGUGUUCUGGCUGGAAGUCUCAACGUCAUUGGACUGAAAUGUGGAACUUUUGCUGAAAUAAGACACAAAAUGAGGAGAAAAGAAAUGCUACAAAUACACAAGUCUGUGAGGAAUGUAGGUUUGUUUGGACACUCAGAUGUGUACACUAAUGGAGUGUGCGUUUUGUUGGUUAAUAUUGUAUAACACCACUAUAUGACAUUAAUGGAAACUGCAGUUUUGGUUAUGGAGUUUAACACCCCCCCCCCUCCCCAUGUGUUGUACAUCUUUAAUAACUGAUGAUCUGCAUAACCUGAAUCAUGUACACAACCAAUAACUGGGCUAAAAUGGAGACCAUGAUAGGUCUGAGCCGUGUUCAUGCACACAGUUAUGUAUUCUUAACAUGUUGAAUUAAAGAAAAGUAGAUGU
This is a messenger RNA of Oryzias latipes (Japanese medaka), 3281 nucleotides long. Its product is annotated as ATP-dependent RNA helicase DDX19B. The record is from RefSeq and is a predicted model, not a curated record. Lineage: Eukaryota; Metazoa; Chordata; Actinopteri; Beloniformes; Adrianichthyidae. Gene Ontology annotation, molecular function: RNA helicase activity; ATP binding; nucleic acid binding.